This is a messenger RNA of Lacerta agilis (Sand lizard), 2365 nucleotides long. RefSeq names its product protein phosphatase 1 regulatory subunit 16A (gene PPP1R16A). The transcript is spliced from 10 exons. Lineage: Eukaryota; Metazoa; Chordata; Lepidosauria; Squamata; Lacertidae. The record is from RefSeq and is a predicted model, not a curated record. Gene Ontology annotation, cellular component: cytoplasm. Gene Ontology annotation, molecular function: phosphatase regulator activity; enzyme inhibitor activity; protein binding. The coding region runs from base 225 to 1796 and encodes 523 amino acids.
ACUCUCCCUUUGCCAGCAGGGAUGUCACAGUCUUGGCGACUGGUCACAGCGCAGCAGUAAGAAGCCGUUGCCUUUGGGCUGAGCUCUCUGGAAGCCUUGCUGGUGAUGCUUGAUGGGGGCUCCUUAAAGCCCCCCUCCGCCCCACCCCACGUGGAACUGUUCCAAAUGCUUCUGAGGCAUCCCUGACUGCGGAAGGCGAGUGAGCGACUUGCCACUGGUCAGCCAUGGCGGAGCAUUUGGAGCUGCUGGCCGAGAUGUCUGCGGUGGGCCGGAUGGGCACUCAGGAGCGGCUGAAGCAUGCCCAGAAGCGCCGCACGCAGCAGCUGAAGAAGUGGGCGCAGUUUGAGAAGGACGUGCAGGGCAAGAAGACCAGAGCGGAGAAGAAGAAGAAGAAGGGGAGCAGCAAGGAGAGGCGGGUGCUGUUCCCCGAGAACAUCCGGCUGCUGGAGGCCGCGUGCCGCAAUGACGUGGAAGAAGUUCGCCAGUUCCUCCAGAGUGGCCUCAGUCCCAAUUUGUACAACGAAGAUGGCCUCACUGCCUUGCACCAGUGCUGCAUUGACGACUACAGGGACAUUGUGCAGCUGCUGCUGGAAGCCGGGGCCGAUGUCAACGCCUGCGACAGUGAGCUCUGGACCCCCCUGCAUGCCGCCGCCACCUGUGGGCACCUGCAUCUGGUGGAGCUGCUCAUUGACAAAGGCGCCAACCUGCUGGCCGUCAACUCGGAUGGGAACAUGCCGUACGACCUCUGUGAGGACGACGCCACGUUGGACUACCUUGAAACAGCCAUGGCCGACCAAGGUAUAACUCAGGACACCAUUGAGGAGGCCCGUUCCGCUGUGGAGCGUGCCAUGGUGGACGACAUCCGCCGGCUGGUGAAGGAAGGGGUGGACCUGAAUACGCCGCUGGACCACAGCGCCACCCUGCUGCACAUCGCCUCUGCCAACGGCUACCUGGAGGCAGCCGAGCUGCUGCUGGAGCACAAAGCCAGCAUGAGCGCCAAGGACGACGACGGCUGGCAGCCCCUCCACGCGGCCGCUUGCUGGGGCCAGAUUCACCUGGUGGAGCUGUUGGUGGCUCACGGAGCAGAUCUCAAUGGCAAGUCGGUGCUGGAUGAGACCCCGCUUGACGUGUGUGCCGACGAAGAAGUGCGGGCCAAACUCAUGGAGCUGAAGCACAAGCACGACGCCAUCAUGAAGUCCCACGAGAAGCACAAGUCCCUGCUGCAGCGGCGCACCUCCAGCGCCGGAAGCCGAGGGAAGGUGGUGAGGCGAGUGAGUGUGACAGAGCGCAGCAACCUCUACCGCAAGGAGCACGAGAAGGAGGCCAUCGUCUGGCAGCAGCAGGCCGAGCAGCGGGAGAGCGAAGGGGAGGACGAGGACAGGCAGACGGACGCUGAGCUCCAGCCACAUGUCUUGGAUGCUGAGCCGGCGGUCGUGGAGCCGGGGGAGCAGCUGUCCGAGAGCAACGGCUCGGCCCACCCCAAGCACCUCUACUCCAAGCGCCUUGACCGCAGCGUCUCCUACCAGAUGGCCACGCAGGACGAGCUGGCGGCCGGGCUCAGCAAGGAGAAGGCGCGGCACACCCUGGCCGACCUGAAGCGACAGCGGGCCGCCGCCAAGCUGCAGAGGCCCCACGCGGAGGACUUUUCGCUGGGCCCUGGUGAGGCCCCAAUCCUGGACUCGGAGCACAACUCUGUGUACUUCACGGCGGCCAGCGGGGACCCCCCGCUCCUCAAACUGACCGCCCCGGCGGAGGAGACUCCGGUGGAGAAGAAGCGUUGCUGUCGGCUGAUGUGAGCAUGGAGGGAGGCUCUCUCCUUCCUCCUCCUCCUCCUCGGCACCCUUUGAACCAGGCCUUGCGCCCCUCCUGGCUGCGCCUGGUGGGUGCCCGCGCCUCUGGAGCUUGGAUGCAGCAGCCUAAGCCAGCUGCUCCCCAUGGGCUUGUCUGCGGGAGAGGCAGCACCCUAGCCCGACGGAAAAUCCGAGCUCCCCGCGGUCGCCGGUGCAGAAAUGUCACCUGCCAAACUACAGUUCCCUGCGUGUUGGUCUCUGGAACGCUGCAAUGCAUGCUAGGAUGUGCAGUCCCAAGGGAACGGCUUCUCUGUGUUGGAAGGAGGCAGCUGUCGGGCAGCUUGAGUGCUCUUGUCAGUUCUGAAGGUAGAGUCCCUGUGCUGCUGUCCUGGCAGAUCUCGGGGACGACGAGCAAGGAGAUUCUGGAGGAGGCCAGGUUUUGUGGGAAAGGGGGACACACGGAGUGAGGGGACCUGUGUGCACCUCUGCAGGAUCCGGUUUGCUCGAAAUUAUGCUGAAUGUUCUCUGCGGAGUUUUCUGAAAUGAGCUGAAGCGGGUGGGUUGGGUGUUACAAG